Salvelinus fontinalis (brook trout) is the source of this 1182-nucleotide messenger RNA. RefSeq names its product histidine-rich glycoprotein-like. The coding region runs from base 1 to 1182 and encodes 393 amino acids. NCBI's taxonomy places the organism in Eukaryota, Metazoa, Chordata, Actinopteri, Salmoniformes, Salmonidae. The transcript is spliced from 4 exons. The record is from RefSeq and is a predicted model, not a curated record.
AUGGAGUGCUGCCAUCACAACCACAGCUGCACCCACGACCACUACAGUUGGCAUGAAGACUAUGACAAUUCCAGUCGCAACAACCACAGCUGCUUCGACUACAACAACAGCAGCAACCACCACAAUCACAGGAGCUGCCACCACAACCACUACUGCUCCAACUACAACCACAGCUUCUCCAACUACAGCCACAGUUUCUCCCACAACAACCACAGGUGCUGCCAUCACAAACACAGCUGCCCCCACGACCACCACAGCUGGCAUGACGACUACCACAAUUCCAGUCGCAACAACCACAGCUGCUUCGACAACAACAACAGCAGCCACCACCACAAUCACAGGAGCUGCCACCACAACCACUACUGCUCCAACUACAACCCAAGCUGCUGCUGCAACCACAAACACAGCUGCCUCUACGACCACCACAGCUGGUGCUGCCAUCACAACCACAGCUUCCCCCACGACCACUACAGUUGGCAUGAAGACUAUGACAAUUCCAGUCGCAACAACCACAGCUGCUUCGACUACAACAACAGCAGCAACCACCACAAUCACAGGAGCUGCCACCACAACCACUACUGCUCCAACUACAACCACAGCUUCUCCAACUACAGCCACAGUUUCUCCCACAACAACCACAGGUGCUGCCAUGACAACCACAGCUGCCCCCACAACCACUACAGUUGGCAUGACGACUACCACAAUUCCGGUCACAACAACCACAGCUGCUUCGACUACAACAACAGCAGCAACCACCACAAUCACAGGAGCUGCAACCACAACCACUCCUGCUCCAACUACAUCCACAGCUGCUCCAACUACAACCACAGUUUAUCCCACAACAACCACAGGUGCUGCCAUCACAACCACAGCUGCCCCCACGACCACCACAGCUGGCAUGACCACUACCACAAUUCCGGUCGCAACAACCAUAGCUGCUUCGACUACAACAUCAGCAGCAACCACCACAAUCACAGGAGCUGCCACCACAACCACUACUGCUCCAAUUACAACCCCAGCUGCUGCUGCAACCACAACCACAGCUGCCCCUACGACCACCACAGCUGGCAUGACGACUACCACAAUUCCGGUCGCAACAACCACAGCUGCUUCGACUACAACAUCAGCAGCAACCACCACAAUCACAGGAGCUGCCACCACAUCCACUACUGCUCCAACUAA